AUGGGUCCGAAGAUCACCUAUGGGCAGAACCAGGAGGAUCAGUCCCCUGGGCACCGUGGGCAGAGCCUCCCGACGUCCCCCGCAGGCACCCAGCGGGCCCGGACCACCACGCACGCCCUGCUGCAUGUCCCCUACGGGCACGGCGACGGGGAGAAGCUUGACGUUUAUUUGCCUGCGGAUCCUUCUGGAACUUUCCCAGUCCUUGUCUACAUUCAUGGUGGAUACUGGCAGUGCUUAAGUAAGGACGCCUCGGGUUUUGCAGCCCCCGCACUGGUGUCACAGGGUGUUGCAGUAGUGGCCGUGGGUUACAACAUAGCUCCCAAAGGCCACAUGGAUGAAAUGGUGGCCCAGGUGCGGCGCAGCCUCGUCUUCCUGGUGCAGCAGUACUCCCAGAUCAGCGGUGUUUACCUGUGUGGACAUUCAGCGGGAGCUCACUUGGCAGCUAUGGUGUUGUCAACGGACUGGGCAGAAUAUGGAGUGACACCUGACAUCAAAGGAGCUGUUCUGGUGAGUGGUGUGUAUGACCUGGAGCCCAUUUUGCAUGUCUAUGUGAACGAUGCGCUGAACAUGAGUCGGGAAGUCGCCCAGAGGAACAGCCCCAUGCUAUGCCUCACCGGAGCGGUGCCUGCAGCUGCGGCCUGUGAAGUGCUUGUGGCCAUGGCCCAGUACGACUCCCCGGAGUUCCGCCGGCAGUCCCAGGAGUACUGCCAGGCCCUGCGCUCAGCUGGCUGGACUGUCUCGCUGUUGGAUCUUGCUGGUGUGGAUCACUUUGACGUCAUUGAGAAGUUAUCGCAGGACAGCUAUAUCCUGACUCAGGUGAUUCUGAACAUGAUUUCAAGAGCUUGAUUACAUGUUGGGAGCAAACUGGAGGUGAGAUACAUCCUGCCCACAGCCCCAUUCCAGCCUGCUGGGUCUCCUCCUGCAGCACAGGAUGUGAUUACUGUCUCUGAACACCUCCGUGUGUGCUGCCUGGGACAGAUGUGCCUCUUCCACUGCUCCCAGUCUACAGCCAGGCAGGGGGGCUGCUUGGAGCAGGAAAGCCCUAGUUAUUACCAGUACUCUCACCUGUGCUGACAUUUGUUUUCUGAGGUGCUUCUGUGCUUUGGGAGUGUUGCCUGUUCUUGCAGCAGGGCUGGCAGGCCUGCAGUGGGUCUAUCUGGAAGACUGAAUGAUAAAUUUUGUUCUCUUGGCUUCCUCCAAACUACUUAUUGCAAAUGUAAAAAUAAAUAGGAAUAACUGCU
Struthio camelus australis is the source of this 1241-nucleotide messenger RNA. The record is from RefSeq and is a predicted model, not a curated record. Lineage: Eukaryota; Metazoa; Chordata; Aves; Struthioniformes; Struthionidae.